This is a messenger RNA of Saccoglossus kowalevskii, 1086 nucleotides long. RefSeq names its product transmembrane protein 53-like. NCBI's taxonomy places the organism in Eukaryota, Metazoa, Hemichordata, Enteropneusta, Harrimaniidae. Gene Ontology annotation, molecular function: serine hydrolase activity. The record is from RefSeq and is a predicted model, not a curated record.
AGUAGACUUACUUAGACUAUCUACACCCCGGUCACUCUACUUCCGGGAAAGUGGUCAUAUCAGUGGUCAGGUGACCUUUACACCUGCAAUCGAGUAAAGAGAAUGAUUAAUAGUACUCGGUUAUUAAUUAAUCCACUCGGGACUGUGGGUAUUCUCAAAUUAGCAACACAGCCAAUAUCUUUGACGUGGACGCUUGCGAUUAGUGGGGCAAAACGGAAUGUACAUAUGAGGCUCUUAACAGAUAUAGCCCAAGCCAGAAAUAUGUCAACUCACCAAAUAUCAAAAUAUAUUGAGCUGGUGAGACCUCCAUCAUCAUCUGAGUCAGGCAUUCAAGAUGCAGAAGAGAAAUUGAAAGGACCACUUGUAAUGAUGUUACCAUGGUUAGGGUCAACACCUAAAUCAGUGCGAUAUUACCAAGACAUUUACCUUAAAAGAAACUGGGAAAUCUUGAUGGUUCAUUCGCAAGUAGGUCACUUCCUAUGGCCUCCAAGGGCUACUGCGCUCACUCGGCAAUUAUUGGACUACCUGAAAAAUGAACAAUCAAACCGACCAAUUGUAAUCCAUGCUUUCUCCAUUGGGUGUUACAUUUAUGCUAUGUCAUUGCUACAUCUAGCAAAGUCAUCGAAGUAUGAUGGUGUGAAAUCGCAGAUUAUUGGACAGAUUUUCGACAGUAUGGUGAUCGGUGGGCUACACAAAAUGGCUACCGGGGUUGCAAAAACCACACACGAUAACGCCUUUGUGCAAAAAUUAAUUCUGAAGUCAUCACUGGCUUACUUCUGGCUCACAAAAUGCGUGACCGUGAAAAAUUACGAUCAAUCACUAGACACGAUUAAGCACACUCCAGUCAUUGCUCCGAUACUUUGUUUUUACUGCAUGAAUGACAUCAUGAGUGAUCCAGAGUGCGUUGAAGACUUGGUGAGAUUUUGGGAAGAGGAUCUUGGGAUUCAGAUGUCUACAAAAUGGUGGCCUGCUUCAGUCCACGCCCAACAUCUAAGACAUCACCCUCGAGAUUACAUGUCAGCCCUGGACAGGUUUCUUAGUCAGUUAGAUUUCAAGUUCAAUGACAAUGUCAAAGCCAGACUGUAG